This is a messenger RNA of Striga asiatica, 938 nucleotides long. The record is from the annotation of a GenBank genome assembly. Lineage: Eukaryota; Viridiplantae; Streptophyta; Magnoliopsida; Lamiales; Orobanchaceae.
UAUCAUCAUUUUCAAAUGAAUUCAAUAAAAUAACUACCUAAAUGCUUCCUAGAUUUUUCCUCACUAUUUCAAUGAAGAAGUAGGCAUCACCUUUUUUCCACGAAACGACACUUAAAAUAUAAAUUGCAACGAAAUUAAAAAUGUCAAAAAAUGCAGCUAGUAGCAUUUAAUAGUUUACAAUCAUAUUUGUCCCAUUUUUUUUCCCAUUUGCCCCCUCUGUUCUCUUUUUAUCCCUGGAAAAGGGAUCUACUUUUUUGGGUUUUGCAUAUUCAUACCCAAGAGUUUCAUUUUUUUCAAAACCAAUCCAAAGAUAAUCAAAAAGGAGAAACCAAAGGUUGAUUCAUUCUUGCCCUCAACUCCAAUGGCCCAGAAGGUUGUGCUGAAGGUACUUACCAUGACUGAUGAGAAAACAAAGCAGAAAGCCAUAGAAGCAGCUGCAGAUAUUUUUGGAGUGGAUUCAAUUGCUGCUGAUCUGAAUACCCAAAAGCUAACAGUUAUUGGUGAGAUGGAUGCUGUUGCUGUUGUGAAGAAAUUGAAGAAAGUUGGUAAAGUUGAUAUUUUAUCAGUUGGUCCAGCUAAAGAGGAGAAAAAAGAAGAAAAAAAGGAAGAGAAAAAGGAGGAAAAGAAAGAGGAGAAGAAAGAAGAGAAGAAAGAGGAAAAGAAAGAGGAGAAGGUAGAGGAAAAGAAACAUUAACUAUUUUAUAUUUUUAUUUUUAUUUUUGUUUUUUGGGAUUUUUAAUGUUUUAUCUAUCCUUGAAUAAAUUAUGGGAUAUUUCCCAAUAUGAGCAAAUGAUAUAGAAACUGUAUGUUGUAAUUCAUAUGAUAUGAUAGUUCUUCAUUGUACUAUCAGAAAAUAUAAAUUUGAUUGUCCUUGGCCUUGUUAUGUUAGACAAGUAAGACAAGUCUCUAUUCAAUAAUUUGCUGAUUGAUUCUAUUUA